CAUUGGUUGUUCGGGCAAAGUGGAAUAGAACUCUUCUUUUAAGCCAACUUUCGUGUAGGUUAAUAAAUAACAAAGGUAUUACGCCGUGUUUUAUCACCACUCGGUGAUAAGAAAUCCUAGCGUUUCGCGUUUGCUUAAUUUUACAUUUACGGCAGUUUCAAAGAGUAACGGCGUUACGCGCAGCGCAAUAUGAUGUUGUGUGAAACGUGUUUGUCAGUGGGCUGUUUUCUGAAGAGGACUGGAUUGUUCAGAUAAGUGCUCGGCCCCGCUGACACUGCAAACACGCAGGAAACAACAGUCUUAUUGGUCCAUGGAAAACUCGCCGGUUCUAUGUGUUCGUCAGUCUUUAAAGCAACGAUAUUUUCUCCUGCUUUGCAUCGCUGCUGUGGUAAUUAUUGCUUAUCAGUUUACAAGAAACCAUCCACAAAGAGCCAGAAUGAAGCGGGCAGAGGGACUGAGAGCCAAUUCCUUGCAGUUCACUUUGGAGAAAAACCCCUUCCGCAUCCUGGGAGGCUCUGUUCAUUACUUUCGCGUCCCCAGAGCCUACUGGGAGGACCGACUGCUGAAGAUGAAGGCCUGCGGCAUCAACACUCUAACAACCUAUGUGCCGUGGAACCUACAUGAACCGGAGCGAGGAGUGUUUGACUUUGAGGAUGAGCUGGAUUUAGAAGCCUACCUUUGUCUUGCAGCAAACUUGGGCCUCUGGGUGAUUUUGCGUCCCGGACCAUACAUCUGCGCUGAAUGGGAUCUGGGGGGACUGCCUAGUUGGCUGCUACGGGAUCAGAACAUGAAGCUGAGAACAACCUACUCAGGAUUCACAGAUGCAGUCAAUUCCUUUUUUGAUAAAGUCAUAAAGAAAAUAACUCCAUAUCAGUACUCCCAGGGUGGCCCAAUCAUUGCAGUUCAAGUUGAGAAUGAAUAUGGCUCCUACGCUAAAGAUGACAAGUACAUGCCUUUCAUACAGCAGGCGUUGGUGUCCAGGGGCAUCACAGAGCUGCUGCUGACCUCUGACAACAAGGACGGGUUGAAGCUCGGAGGAGUGAAAGGAGCACUGGAAACAAUCAAUUUCCAGAAACUGAACAUAAAUGAGAUCAAGUAUCUGGAUGACAUUCAGCCUCAGAAACCUAAGAUGGUUAUGGAGUACUGGUCAGGCUGGUUCGAUCUCUGGGGUGGCCUUCAUCACGUGUUCACUGCUGAAGACAUGAUCCUGGUCGUCACAGAAAUUCUGAAGCUGGACAUGUCCAUCAACCUUUACAUGUUUCACGGAGGGACCAAUUUUGGCUUCAUGAAUGGUGCAUUCGCUGUUGGGAUAUCAGCACCUAAACCCAUGGUAACAAGCUAUGAUUACGAUGCCCCAUUAUCCGAGGCUGGGGAUUACACCACCAAGUAUCAUCUUCUGAGGAAUUUAUUCAGCAGCUACCACAACGAACCUCUUCCUAAACUGCCCUCUCCUCCGCAAAGGAGAGCCUAUCAGGCUGUUGUUGUCCAGCAGCAUCUAUCUCUUUGGGACAGUCUGCAUUCAACGGAACAGCCUUUUAAAUCUGAAAGGCCAGUGAACAUGGAGAACCUCCCCGUCAACAACAAUAAUGGACAGUCGUAUGGCUACACGCUGUAUGAGACGGCCAUCACCAGUGGAGGAACUUUUAACUCAAAGAACAACAUCAGAGACAGAGCACUGGUUUUUGUGGACAAACAUUUUGUUGGUGUUUUGGACUAUACUGUGCAAGAAAUUGUACUACCUGAUGGGAAGGGAAGCAGAACUCUGAGUUUGCUGGUGGAGAACUGUGGAAGGGUGAAUUAUGGGACAACUCUAGAUGAGCAACGCAAAGGUCUCGUUGGCGAUGUUGAGUUAAAUUCGCACAUCCUGCAAGGCUUCAUUAUUCACAGCCUGGAUAUGAAGCCAGGCUUUGUAAACAGGCUUCAGAGUUCAAGCCACUGGGUGUCUAUGCAGCGGCGACCCUCCUUUCCGGCCUUUUUCAAGGCCAAACUUUACGUGAACAGCUCUCCUAAAGACACCUUCAUCAAACUUCCUGGAUGGACCAAAGGGGUUGUGUUUAUAAAUGGCAGGAAUUUGGGGCGAUACUGGUCCAUAGGACCGCAGCAAACUCUUUAUGUCCCAGGGCCCUGGCUUCACAGAGGUGACAACCAGGUCAUGGUGUUCGAAGAGCAGGAAGCAGAUGGUAAAGUCCAGUUUACCAGCAGCCCUGACUACGGCAUGACUGUUGAUGUCCAGUGAGGAUAAGAGGACAGUAGAGGGUGCAUCAGCUAAGCAGAUAUGACUGCUGUUGGCCAUGUUUACAUGGAUCUGGACUGCCUGCCCUGAUUAGCAGCGCUCAGGUGUCAAGAAGACUUUGAAUUGACUUUCCUAUUUUGUCUCCUUAAUCAUAUUCAUGGCAUAUUGUUGAAUAUUCCUUAAACUAUUUUACCUUUAUCUUACAUAAAUGCUCACAAAGACUGAGUGAAAAUUAUUCUGAUUAUAUUUAAUUUAUAGGUACCAUUCACUCUUUGUUGAAAACAAAUAUAUAUAAAUUCUGGUUUGACCUUUGCUUGUAACCAAGGCCAGGGAAGCUUGUGAGCAGUGUAUUUCUCUCCAGCCCUUCCUGCCUCUUCCUCUGAUGAUGCUUUGAAAGCCUCUGCAGAGAAAUCAAGGUUACAGAAUCGCUUUGAAGAUCAUCUUUUGUUAACCUUUCACCAGGAUAUUUGUUUCGUCAAAUAUUGUUGCUGCAGUUGUUUAAGGCUAAAAGGCCCUUUAGAUAUCUAGCUGAUUCACACCUUAUUGACUACUUUACAGUGCUUUGCAAAAUUAUUCAUACCCCUGAAGCUUUUUUACUUUUUACAACCGCAAUUUUCAAUGUAUUUUGUUGGGAUAUUAUUUGAUAACAGUAGUGCAUAGUAGUUGUAAAGUAGAAGAAAACAAAUAAUGCUUUUUCAAGACAGUUUUUUUUUUUACCAAUAAUGAUGUGAAAUGUGUCAUGUAUUUGUAUUCAACCACUCUGAGUCAAUACUUUGUAGCUGCAAAACCUUAUAGGGUAAGUUAUUAAAUUGUAAAGUUAAUUUAGA
Girardinichthys multiradiatus is the source of this 3060-nucleotide messenger RNA. RefSeq names its product beta-galactosidase-1-like protein 2. Gene Ontology annotation, cellular component: vacuole. Gene Ontology annotation, biological process: carbohydrate metabolic process. The transcript has 19 exons. NCBI's taxonomy places the organism in Eukaryota, Metazoa, Chordata, Actinopteri, Cyprinodontiformes, Goodeidae. Gene Ontology annotation, molecular function: beta-galactosidase activity. The record is from RefSeq and is a predicted model, not a curated record. The coding region runs from base 311 to 2236 and encodes 641 amino acids.